AUGUUAGAGGAGGAGCUGACUCUAGAGGAUUUCCUGAUGAAGAACGGGGCUGUGAGGGAAGAGGACGUGAGGACUGGUGGUGGUGGUGGUGGUGGUGGGGGAGCAAGGGGUUACUGCGGGGACGCGGCGGGGGAUUUGAACGGGCAUUUGAUUCAGGUGGGGGGGACGGUGGGCGUGGGCGUGGGCGACGGCGUUAGUAACAACAAUGGCGGAAUUGUGGGGAGAUUGAUGGUCGAGAGAGGGAAGAGGAGGGCCGUGGAGGAGCCGGUGAAUAAGGCCACGCAGCAGAAGCAGAGGAGGAUGAUCAAGAACCAAGAAUUGCCGACGAGGUCCCGAGAACGCAAGCAGGGAAUCCAGACCCCCGGCAUCGUCAUCGUCGGCAACCGGUCUUCCGACAAGUCGAGUGUCCUCGAGUCCUUCGCUAGCAUCAACCUGCCAUGA
This is a messenger RNA of Syzygium oleosum, 441 nucleotides long. RefSeq names its product bZIP transcription factor 12-like. The record is from RefSeq and is a predicted model, not a curated record. The coding region runs from base 1 to 441 and encodes 146 amino acids. Gene Ontology annotation, biological process: positive regulation of DNA-templated transcription. Gene Ontology annotation, cellular component: nucleus. The transcript has 2 exons. Lineage: Eukaryota; Viridiplantae; Streptophyta; Magnoliopsida; Myrtales; Myrtaceae. Gene Ontology annotation, molecular function: DNA-binding transcription factor activity.